GGAAGAGGAAGUGGAAGAUGGGCCUCGAACACAGACUUGCAAUGGCAGUGCAAAAAUUGGAUUAAGCAGUAUGCUGGACAAGAGUGAAGUGGCAACAUUAGGCCUACCCUCCAGCACCAGCCAUGGAGGCUCUGACAGCAACAUCAGCACAGACGGAGCAGCUGGGGCCUCGGGUGGAGUGGUCGCGGGUGCCGAGGCACCGGUGACCGGGGAGCCACAGCGCACCAGGGCUGCUCUGGAGCACCUGCAGCAGAAGAUUCUGAAGGUGACGGAGCAGAUCCGCGUGGAGCAGGAGGCCCGUGACGACAACGUGGCAGAGUACCUGAAGUUGGCCCACAACGCAGACAAACAGCAGGCCUCCAGAAUCAAGCAGGUCUUUGAGAAAAAGAACCAGAAAUCCGCACAGACCAUCGCACACUUGCACAAGAAGCUAGAGCACUACCACAAGAAGCUGAAGGAGAUCGAACAGAAUGGUCCAGCCCGACAGCCCAAGGAUGUCCUGCGGGACAUGCAGCAGGGACUAAAGGAUGUGGGGGCCAACGUUCGUGCGGGGAUAAGUGGUUUUGGAGGUGGGGUGGUUGAAGGUGUCAAGGGUGGUGUUUCUGCCCUCACACACACUGCAGUGGUCUCCAAGCCCAGAGAGUUUGCCAGCCUGAUACGGAACAAAUUUGGCAGUGCAGAUAACAUCGCUCACCUGAAGGACUCCCUUGAGGACGGUGUCGGGGGUCACUCCGAAGACACCCUCACACCACGCGCUCUGAGUGGAAGUGCCACUCUGGUGUCCAGCCCCAAGUACGGCAGUGAUGACGAGUGUUCCAGUGCCACGUCGGGGUCUGCGCCGGGCAGUAAUUCUGGUGGUGCAGGUGGAGGAGGUGGAAUACUAGGACCCACCAUGGGGAGCCCCCGACUAGACGGGCACCACCACCACCAUCACAUGCACAGCUCCUUGGACUCCCUCCUGGAAGGUCUGCAGGAGAUCAAAGCCAGCCAGGCACACAUGGAGGACGCCAUCGAGGACAUGAAGGGACAGCUGCAGAGUGACUACUCCUACAUGACGCAGUGCCUGCAGGAAGAGAGAUACAGGUAUGAGCGCCUGGAGGAGCAGCUGAACGACUUAACGGAGCUGCAUCAGAAUGAGAUGACCAACCUGAAACAGGAGCUGGCCAGCAUGGAGGAAAAGGUGGCUUAUCAGUCCUACGAGAGAGCAAGAGACAUUCAGGAGGCUGUGGAGUCCUGCCUGACUCGCAUCACCAAGCUGGAGCUGCAGCAGCAACAGCAGCAGGUGGUGCAGCUGGAGGGGGUGGAGAAUGCCAAUGCUCGAGCUCUGCUGGGCAAACUAAUCAACGUCAUCCUGGCGCUCAUGGCGGUGCUGUUGGUUUUCGUCUCCACUUUGGCCAACUUCAUCACCCCGCUGAUGAAGACCAGAGCUCGAGUGGCCACCACCACCCUGCUGACUCUGUUUCUCUUCAUCCUCUGGAAGCAGUGGGACUUUGUGGAGCUGUGGCUGCUGCCCAGCUGAGCUGCCUGUGGAGGAACAUUCAGAAGGAACCGUGGUUCCAAACACUACUGGAGGAUUCCGUUUAAAAGCUGUGGCACGUUGUGUCCACUGUGCCGAUUGAGUGCCAGUUUUAAGGACAAACAUGGCAUUUUGAAGAUUUUUGAGGGAAAGGACAAGUUUGAAGCUCGGAAGCAUCCAAAAGGAAAGACCACAUCUCAUCUCAUCCAAAUCGAUUGCUGUUGAUGUAUCAUCAUUGCUAUCACCAAAAAAAACUUUUUUUUUUCUCAUCUUUGAAUUGUGUUUUAUUUGUGAAACAUGAAUCACAAAAAUAUAAGAGGCACUUUUAAGAAUUUUAAAAACGCUGUUCAUGUUCAAUGUAACAAUAUGUUGACGUUUUAUACAUUUCAGAAGAAAGAGGGUUUUUUCAUGAAUGUCAUGUGCUCAUGCAUGUCCUUAUAUGUGCACUAAAAUACAUUUAGCUGGCAUGGGUUUACAUUUCUUUACUGACAAGAGAAAUCAUGUUUAACUGUCAUUUUAGCCACGUCAUCUAAGUACAGUGCUGAUACUUCUUUUAUUUACCUAAAAUCUGGAUUAUUAUUGCUUUAUAGGGGGCUCUGUUGUUUUAUCUUUUUUUAAUUAAUAGACUGUUUAAAGAAGGGUCUAGCACAAUAAUGUGAAUCCUGUUUUGUUCAUAAGUAAAAUCUGUUUGACAAACACUAUUGUAAAACUGCUUUUCUUUAUGUAUCAGACUCACAUGGCAUGUCAAACUGUAUUAAAGUUUAUAUCCAGUUUGCAAAAA
Molecule: messenger RNA, 2297 nt
Organism: Cynoglossus semilaevis (tongue sole)
Lineage: Eukaryota; Metazoa; Chordata; Actinopteri; Pleuronectiformes; Cynoglossidae
Gene: tmcc2
Product: transmembrane and coiled-coil domain family 2
Exons: 5
Coding region: 71-1519 (482 amino acids)
Biological process (GO): amyloid precursor protein metabolic process
Cellular component (GO): endomembrane system
Source: RefSeq, a predicted model, not a curated record